Molecule: messenger RNA, 1065 nt
Organism: Lolium perenne
Lineage: Eukaryota; Viridiplantae; Streptophyta; Magnoliopsida; Poales; Poaceae
Source: RefSeq, a predicted model, not a curated record
AUGAGUACGAGGAAGCUAGAAGAGAGCCGCAACUCCUUGGUAGUAGAGGUCAUGGACAAAGUCUCCACACAAAGAUUAGCCGACAGCUCCUCCUCCUUCGACACCGCCAGAAACCCCACACGGGCAAAGAAGAUGAGUGUUUCGACGUAUGAUGCGUCCAAGGUGGUCAGCGGCACACAUGAGAUGAGGAUUCCCAACUUUGGUGCUCUUUAUCGAAAAAAAAGAAGGACCUAUGGUGUUGGUAGAGAAAUGCAGUCCAACACUUUCGAGAUCGAUGGUUAUGACUGGAAGUCGGUGGUAGACCCUGCCGGGAAGAAUCCGGAAAAUGAAGAGUGUGUCUAUGUGGCCGCCGAGUUGUUAACCGAUCCAGGAAGCUGCCGGUGUCGGGGGCGUCGCAUCAUAGUCACCAACAACUCCUGCGUUGCUACUGGCACCCCCACAGCUUGUGGUGUCAGAGCGCCGCCGCCCAGCAUUGCUCGGCACCUCAAGGAGCUACUAGCCAGCAAGAAGGGGUCGGAUGUGACAUUCCUUGUCGAAAACAGAGAGAUUCGAGCGCACAAGCUCCUCAUUGCUGUGAGGUCUCCCGUCCUAUACGAGAUGGUUGUGGGAGUGGCCAACAAGGCAGACCACUUUGUACCGGUCGCCGAUAUGAAGGCUGCGGUCUUUGAGGCCAUGCUGCACUUCAUCUACACCGGUGAGCUGCCACCUAUGGAACACUUAGCCCUUGCCACCAGUAGUGGCACCAAGGAUAUAUCCUUUGCUAUGAAAGAAAUAACCCUUGCUAGUAGUUUUUUGGUGGACGGUGGCUUGUUGAUUGUCGGAGACAUAAUGGCUGCGGCAUGCAGGUUCAGUCUUGACAAGAUGAAGGCCAAGUGCGAGACCUUGCUAGCGGGGUCCAUCAAGAAAGAGAACGCAGAGAGCAUGCUCACGCUGGCACGCCAGCACAGCUGCUCAAAGCUUGAGGAUUACUGCGCCCAGUUUCUCUUAUCGGGAUAUGUGACUCAUUACAGAGAACGGGCUGAACACGAUAUGCUAGAAAGGAUUCGCUCUUCUUUUUUCAUGUGA